UUACAAAAAAAUUAAUAGUUAAAAAUGACAAUUAAUUUGCAAUGGAACUUCCAUGGAUCGGCCUUUAGGAGGCCUAUGCCUCCCUCCGCUUUUUUAUCAAUGUCAUGGCAUUUUCAUUCUAUGUAUUGCUACCAACAGACAUCGAUUUUUUUUUCUUGUUUUGGUUCUGUGUUCAACUCUCUCUCUUUGAUCAUCCUGUUGUUAGUGAAGGGAGGCAGCAGCGCCAGCCGCCAACAACGACACCGACAACAGGCAAUGGAUGGUGUCGUGACAAAUGGAGAUUUUAAGAUCGCCAGGAAGUAGACAGAUAAAAAUAAAUUUUAGCAACGCCACAAGAGAUUAAGAUUUAAAUGGUUAUGUUUGAACAAAGACUAUAUCCACUGGUGAAGAUGAUCACAAAGAAAUUCACCAAUAAAAAAAUAGAAUAUGAACGAGAAAAAUGAUAAAAUUAUUAAAACCCAAAACUCCAUUACCCUCAAAUCUCACUCAUACACAAAAGAUUUUUUUUUUUAAAAGAAAAAAGUAUUAUGAAGUUUUCUAUAAAAGAGAAUUCUAUAUAUCGAUCCCUAUUCACUUUCACAUCUCACACCUAUAGUUUUUUUUUUUUUUGUUUUUUUAUAGGAUAUGUCAUGGGUAUUUUUUAUAGAGUGUGGGGUAUGGAGUAGUAAAUAAUAAUCGAUAAGAAGAAUUUUUCAUAACUCAAAAGACCUCAAACUUUAUUCUCUUAUGUGCAUCAACAAAAAGGCUCAAAACUCUCUUCGUCACACUGAAAGGUGGAAACUAAAGAAAACAACUAUCUAUUUUUUUGCGUAUUUCCUAAUUUCUCAAUGUACUUUGUACCUUCAACUUUAUAGAUCAUGCAUGAAGUUUGAGGUGUUGAAGCAAAUAUUCUUCCCCACGUGAAGAAGAAGCGAAGCCACUCAACAGAUGGCCUAGCUACCUUCUCCUUCCAUACGUUUGGAAACUCUCAACAACAACAUAACCUCUACCAUCCAUGCUCUUGGUGUUUCCCAACAGCUAGCAAAAGGGAAAGCAUCAUGCCCUCUAUAUAAAAUGACGGAAAGCAAGCAUACUCUUAAUUGGUAGCCAAGACAAUGGAUGGGAAGCUCGAAUCUAAGGGCAAAGUUUGUGUGACAGGGGCUUCUGGCUUUCUGGCUUCUUGGCUAAUUAAGCGACUUCUCUUGUCUGGAUAUCAUGUCAUUGGAACUGUUAGAGAUCCAGGAAAUGAGAAGAAAUCAGCGCAUCUGCUGAGGUUGGAAGGAGCGAGGGAGAGACUCCAGCUGGUGAAGGCUGAUCUAAUGGAAGAGGGCAGCUUUGACGAUGCAAUCAUGGGAUGCCAUGGUGUUUUCCACAUUGCUUCUCCUGUGCUCAAACCUUCAUCUGAUCCAAAGGCAGAAAUCUUGGAACCGGCUAUUCAGGGUACACUAAACGUUCUAAGUUCAUGCAAAAAGAAUCCAUCUCUAAGGCGUGUAGUUCUCACCUCAUCUUCUUCAACCGCGAGGGCAAGAGAUGAUUUUGACCCCAAUAUACCUUUGGACGAGACAUCUUGGAGCUCUGUUGAACUCUGCGAGAGACUACAGAUAUGGUAUGUUUUAUCAAAAACGCUAGCUGAGAGGGCAGCAUGGGAUUUCUGCAACAAAAAUGGGAUCGACCUGGUGACCGUACUGCCCGCAUUCGUCAUUGGACCUAGUUUGCCACCAGACUUGUGUUCUACUGCAUCAGAUGUGCUUGGCUUACUUAAAGGGGAAACAGAGAAAUUCCAAUGGCAUGGAAGGAUGGGAUAUGUCCACAUAGAUGAUGUAGCACUUUGCCACAUCCUUGUUUACGAACAUGAAGCUGCUUUCGGACGAUACCUUUGUAGCUCUACUGUUGUAGAUAAUAAUGAGUUAGCAUCCCUGUUAGCUACUCGAUAUCCUUCCCUGCCUAUCCCAAAAAGGUUUGAGCAACUUAACAGACCAUAUUAUGAGUUAAACACGUCGAAGUUGGAGAGUUUGGGAUUCAAGUUCAAAUCAAUACAAGAGAUGUUUGAUGAGUGCAUUGCAUCCCUGGUGGAGCAAGGUUACCUUUCUGUCUAGCAAUGCUCGGUGGUGACACUUUCUCCUGCUCAUAGUCACUGCCCGGCCUCAACUAUAAUUAAUGAAGCAGUUAAAUAAGGAAUAAAUUAGCCUCCUAUGAUUAAUGUCUAUCAUCCUUUCUAUAUCCCUUUUUAUAUACAUUCGCGGGUAUAAAAAGAAUAACACGUUUAGAAAAACAUCGUGACAACAUAUGUAUCCAACGUUUGUGACCUCAGCUUGUAUCUAAUUUUUUAUAUCAUUUACACGACUUGAUGAUCGCAUUUAUGUACCAUACUU
Messenger RNA from Juglans microcarpa x Juglans regia, 2351 nucleotides. Its product is annotated as tetraketide alpha-pyrone reductase 1-like. The coding region runs from base 1095 to 2075 and encodes 326 amino acids. Gene Ontology annotation, molecular function: oxidoreductase activity, acting on the CH-OH group of donors, NAD or NADP as acceptor. Lineage: Eukaryota; Viridiplantae; Streptophyta; Magnoliopsida; Fagales; Juglandaceae. The record is from RefSeq and is a predicted model, not a curated record. The transcript has 6 exons.